CUUCUGCUCUUAUUUUCUCUUUUCUUACAUCAUUAUAUAUUCAAACCUACAUAACCUUUUCUUCACUACCAUACCAAACCUCAUUUCAUAACAUAACUAUAAGACUUUAAUUCUUUUCUUUGACCAACUCAAAUAUAUUCAUUCACCUUAAAUAACAUGACUAUGGAUGAUCAUCAAUAUCAUAACUGGGAAACUUCUGAACUUAAUACUAAUAAUAAUCAUAAUCAUAAUCAUAAUAACCAAGUUGGUCCAAUUAAUGGUGCACCUAAAUUCAAAUCUGUUCAACCACCUUCAUUACCUCUUUCAUCUUCACCAUCUUUUCACUUACCAUUUUCAUCUACUUUUAGUCCUACUGAUUUCUUGAUCUCACCUUUCUUUCUCUCUUCUCCAAAUGUUUUUGCUUCUCCAACUACUGAGGCUUUUGCUAACCAAAGCUUCAACUGGAACAAGAACAGUUUAGGUGAAGAAGAGCAACAAGGUGAUAAGAAGGAUGAGAAGAAUUUAUCUGAUUUCUCUUUUCCAACUCAAACUAAGCCUGAAUCUGUUUUUCAAUCUUCCACAAACAUGUUUCAACAGGAACAAACUAAGAAACAAGACAUAUGGAAAUUCAAUGAACCUAAAAAGCAAACAGAUUUUUCAUCCGAGAGGACGGCAUCGAAAUCUGAAUUCCAAUCAACUCAGAGCUAUUCCUCAGAAAUUGUACCAAUCAAACCAGAAAUACAUAGUAAUUCAGUUACUGGUUCUGGUUAUUAUAACUACAAUAAUAAUGCAUCUCAAUUUGUUAGAGAACAAAAGAGAUCGGAAGAUGGUUACAAUUGGAGAAAAUAUGGACAGAAACAAGUGAAAGGAAGCGAAAAUCCGCGUAGUUAUUACAAGUGCACGAAUCCAAAUUGCUCAAUGAAGAAGAAAGUCGAGAGGGAUUUGGAUGGACAGAUUACUGAAAUUGUAUAUAAGGGAACUCAUAACCACCCUAAGCCUCAGUCUAAUAGAAGAACAAACUCUCAACCUACUUCAUCAUGCACUAACUCCGGAAUUUCGGAUCAAUCCGCGAUGGAUCAUGUCUCCAUACAAGAAGAUUCUUCAGCUUCUGUGGGAGAAGAAGAAUUUGAACAAACAUCACAAACUAGUUAUUCUGGAGGAAAUGACAAUGCCCUUGUACCAGAGGCGAAAAGAUGGAAGGGUGAUAAUGAAAAUGAGGGUUAUUGUGCCUCGGCUAGUAGAACUGUUAAAGAACCUAGAGUUGUAGUUCAAACUACAAGUGAAAUUGAUAUCCUUGAUGAUGGCUUUAGGUGGAGGAAAUAUGGACAAAAAGUUGUUAAAGGAAAUCCUAAUGCAAGGAGCUAUUACAAAUGCACUGCCCCUGGCUGUAAUGUGAGAAAACAUGUUGAAAGAGCUGCACAUGAUAUCAAAGCCGUGAUCACAACUUACGAAGGGAAACACAACCACGAUGUACCAGCUGCACGCGGUUCUGCAGGUUACAAUCUGAACAGAAAUUCUCUGACCAACAGCAACAUACCAGCCCCUAUUAGGCCCUCAGCGGUUAACUGUUAUUCCAAUUCAUCAAGUUUCACAAAUUCACUUUAUAAUAAUACCGGACUUCCUGCCAACGGAAAUCAGGAGUCAUUUCCACAGGACAUAUUGCAGGGUCAUGGAAAUUUCGGAUAUUCAUCUCUCGGAAUAUCGAUGGAUUCAUCAGUCAAUCAUUCACAAUACUCAGAUGCUGCAUACUUAAAGGCCAAGGAUGAGAGGAAGGAUGACUCGUUCCUUCAGUCAUUUCUGUCAAACGACUUCUAAACAUGGGGCCACAACUUCAUAUGAUAUCUCGGAUAUGUAUUUUGUAUAGGAUGUAGGAUUUUAGUUAUUGUAUUCAUAGGAGAGAAUAGAUAGAAAGAUUCAUCAAUGUUUAGUAGUUUACUUGAAUGAUCUUAGUCACAGGCACUACAUCCAUAGGAGAUACAAAAAAUUAGCUGACUAAUGAGCACUGUUAUUCUUUUGUUGAUUUGUAAGAAAAAGUCUCAAGUUGAAAAAAUUAUAUAUUAUUUGUAUAUGAAAUCAAUAUCAUAAUCUUUCAUUGUUA
Medicago truncatula (barrel medic) is the source of this 2077-nucleotide messenger RNA. Its product is annotated as probable WRKY transcription factor 26. Bases 157 to 1794 code for a protein of 545 amino acids. Gene Ontology annotation, molecular function: DNA-binding transcription factor activity; sequence-specific DNA binding. NCBI's taxonomy places the organism in Eukaryota, Viridiplantae, Streptophyta, Magnoliopsida, Fabales, Fabaceae. The transcript has 5 exons. Gene Ontology annotation, biological process: regulation of DNA-templated transcription. The record is from RefSeq and is a predicted model, not a curated record.